AUGGCCCAUUCCCACCUUAUCUCCGUAUUUGGUGAGGCGAUGAUCAUCGCGAAAUUCACCCACCACCAAAUGGUUUCUUUCUCCUGCGAGGUGUGCAACGACACCAUCAUCAAGAAAAAAUUGGACCAGCACAAGCAAAGAUGCAGAGGAGCUUAUUUCACAUGUAUUGACUGUUCCACUACUUUCCAAGGUUCGGACUACAAGAGCCACACCCAGUGCAUUUCUGAGGCAGAGAAGUACGAGAAGGCCUUGUACAAGGGAAAGAAGUCUAAGCCCGCUCCAAAGCAAGAACCUAAGAAGGAAGAACCUAAGAAGGAAGAGCCUACAAAGACAGAAAAGCUGUCCAAAAAGGAAGACAAGCUGCCAAAGAAGUCCUCCGUGGACUUGUCCCAAUUCUCCUCGGGACCCUUGUAUAAAGUGAUCAAGACCAUUUCCAAGGACGCCAAGCUCGACAAGAAGGACGUUUUGAAGAAGUUGCAGGUCAAACGGAUCAACGGCGAGCUCACCCUUACUUUGUAA
Australozyma saopauloensis is the source of this 519-nucleotide messenger RNA. RefSeq lists its product as uncharacterized. Gene Ontology annotation, cellular component: nucleolus. The record is from RefSeq and is a predicted model, not a curated record. Gene Ontology annotation, molecular function: DNA binding. Gene Ontology annotation, biological process: negative regulation of transcription by RNA polymerase II; rRNA processing. The transcript has a single exon. The coding region runs from base 1 to 519 and encodes 172 amino acids. NCBI's taxonomy places the organism in Eukaryota, Fungi, Ascomycota, Pichiomycetes, Serinales, Metschnikowiaceae.